UGGCGCCUCAGGGAGGUGAGGGGCGGCUGAGGCGAGUGGGGCGCGGCGGCUGGGAACUCAGACAUUUGCCUGAGGGAGCGCGGGAAGCCGCUGCUCCCCCCACCCCGCCGCUUGUCGACGCGAGGAGAAGCCUGGCCUGAUUGCUGAGACAUUGAGUCAACAGGAAAAUAUGAAUGAUUCUAGGCAGCAGUCGCUGUUCUUCCUCACACUUCCAGACUUACACAAACUCUGUGCCGUCAGGAUAAUACUGAGUCGUGGGGAGGCAGACACCGAGAUUAGGAGUACACAAAUGAAGAUGUGCCGGCAAUUGCUGUUUUUGCACCAAGAUAUUCUUGCAUCACCUGUGCCUGGAAUAUUUAGCCAAAUUUGGGUAGUGAUGGCGAUACCAUUUUAUAAAGCUGGAAAACUUAAUACCUAUAUUGAAAAACAUGGAGCUAAGGUGGAAGCUCCACAAAGAGUAAUUCCUGUAAUUCUUCAAAACUGCCUUUCAUAUUCACUCACAGCUAGACUUGCUCCAGCCUGGAAUAAAACUGGCCAUCUCUUGGUGCAAGGAAGAGAAUUUCUUUCUCAGAUGGGAAAGCAAAGUGCUGUUGUACUAGACAUCAAUGUAACAGAAACUCAAGUUUGUCUAAGUAUAGAAGCUUACACAAUCAGACUGCCACCACCUAAGCUAAGAGAAUUUGACAUUUCUCAGAGUAUUAUAAAGGAUUUUGAUACUAAGAAGAACGCCGUCAUUGAGGGACAUUCAAUUUUAAACAACUGGUGCUAUGUUUUGCCAAGUAUGAAAAUGGGACAAAUAAUAAGUAUUCUUCACACCACACCUCCUGACUGUCCUUUUCAAUCAUAUGAAGAUUUCCAGAUGCACUGGGAGGAUCUGUAUGGCUAUAAACUUCCAGAAGAUUGUGGAAAUAUUAAAAUAUACUGCAGCAUCUACUUCAAAAUGAUAGGAAGAAGGAUCUUCACAUACCCUCUCAGUUGCAUCAGAAGUCAGCCCAUACAGUUCUUUCCUAGGGUAGAUUUGGAAGGUGUGUUGAAAAGUUUUCUUUCAGAUUUAAAAUCUAAACUGCCCCAUAUAUGUGGAUUUCCCAUAAAGAUGACAACUAAACCAUGCUACUACACACAAGAACUAACUAAACCUCAUGUACAGGAAAAUAAAGUCAAGCCACCCAAUCUGACCACUAAGCAAAUGUUCAGGUCCUCUCUGACUCAGGCCCCUUCCACAAGACCCGCCCUGGCUCAGAGUCUUCUACCAUGUUCAGUAGCCACGGACCACAAGGUGGAGCUUUCGGUCAGCCAGCCAAAGCCCUGCACAUCCUCAACUCUGCACCUCCAGCCAGAAUCUGUUCAGAGCAGAAAGAAAGCCCUGUCUUAUAAGACACCACACGUACGUUUGGAAGUACCAAAGCCCAACAGAGGAAAUACUCAAGCUCAAGACACAAAUUUUAGCUCCCGCAGUAAUAGCACCCCUAAAUUCGUACCAGUUUUCAAAACUCAGUCGUUACAGAUGAACAAAAAUGUCUUAGAACCUGGCAGCCUGAAAAGAAAACAGCAUGUUGUUACAGAAUCUAAAUUGUUUUCACUUAAAACUAGUGUGAUCCAGGAUGAAAAACUGAUUUUAGAUGCAACCAAAAAAAAGAGAACUAGUAGUAACAUUCAGAUGAAUGCUAGAAAUUUAAAUCAGAAGACUUCUAGACCUCUGCAAGAAAAAAACACUGAGUCCUAUGAAAACAUGACAAAAUAUCCCCCUUCUGAUGGAAAAUGGACUGUGAGUUUAAAUGUAGGUAAAAAACUAUCUGAUAGUUCAGUAUUUCAGAUGUUAAAUAACAAUUUAGGUGUAAUAAAAAGUGCUGUUGACUUUCGAGUUAAUGGAAAAGAAAAUUUAACAAGCAAAUAUAUAACACAAACUUUAGGGAAAGGCCACAAGUCACUGAAAGUGAAAAGACAACCACACAUUUUUGAAUCAGGCACAGAAAUGGAAGAUCCCCAACUACCACAGCGGCAAUCAGGAAAUCAAACUAAAGAAGUUGAUGUAAGUGACCACCAACUGGUAGUGAGCAGAACAGUCCACAGGUCUAAAAGAAAGUUAUGGCAGGAAUCUUCAGAAACUUCAAAGAAGCCUCAUUCCAAUACUAUCCAUUGUAGGCAAUCCAGUUCUUCUAGGAACCAGAUACAUAACUUGGACAAAUCAAAACCAAAGAAAUCUCGCAUCAUUCCUAAAGCUUAUAACAUGGAUGUGAAAGAAGGAAAUAUUUACCAGGGAUAACCACUUGGAACCGUAGAUGGACACUCACACUCAUGCCUGUGAACAUGGAAUGAGGCUCCAUACGCUGCUCUGGAACCUCCUUUUUCACUCAACAGUUUCCUUGUUCAUGGUUGCAUAGAAUUCCAUUGCAUGUUGGGUAUACUGUAUUUAACUGUCCCUACCGACUGACAUUUAAGUUGUUCCCAACUUUUCACUAUGAUGACAAUGUCAUGUAAACAGUCUUAUGUAGAUCUUUGCAGAAUAUCUAAUUAUGUAGUAGUUUUAUUUUGACCUUACUAGUUUUAUUAAAGUUUAUUUGAAUUCAUUAUUUUUGUUAUUGAAAUUUUCAAACCACACAAAGUACAGAUAAUAGUAUAAAGAACCUCUAAGUACUAUCACCCUGCUUCAACAGUUAUUAAUAUUUUUGCCACUCUGUUUCAUCUGUUCUCACAUAUAGACUUUUUUACUGUUCUAUUUUAAAGCAAAUUCUAUACAUCAUAUAAUUUUACCCAUAAACACUUUAGUAUAUAUCUCUAACAGAUAAGCUACAGCAUGUUUUUAAAGAAAAAAAAAAGUGUGUAUUUACAUUGCGUUUUUGGGGUCUCUAUCUUUAUAGACUCACUAAAUUUCACUUUAGUUUAACAUGCAAAUUAGCAAGAAGCCCUCAAUAAACAUAAAAGCCUUUUUCACAGAAGAACUAGAUAGAGCCUUCAGUCAUAUAACGAAAAUGUUGGAGUGGAAACUUGUAUGUUCAACCAUAUUCAUUAAGCAUAUACCGCAUGCCAGGCAGUGGGCUGAGCACUGGCUUACUGAAAUGAUGACUGCCACUGGCAGUGGAGUCUAAUCCCUAGCAAACCCAUUCUGGGUUCCUGGUGGAGACGUAGGAGUAUAUAUGUAUUGAAGCAGAUGUCAACAAUGACUUUUCGGUCCAUAUUGCAGAUAGAUUAUCUAACAUAUGAAAAGAGAGAAAUAGAAAUAGAGCUUCUCACCUAAGUAGUAGUAGUCUGGCUUUCAAACAUUUUAGAUGUUUAAUUUAUAAAAUAUGAUAUAAUUGUGAUAUUUAAAAGAAACCAAAAAUCCUCAUUAGUAUUCCGCUGAAAUAAUCCUUCAUUAAAUAAAAAAGAACUAGCAGAGAGCCAAGUAUAAGUUGAACUUUGAUUUUUUAGUGUGAUUUGCUGUUUUUGCCAGUUCACUAUACUAUUGUAAUUAAAAGCAAAAAUGAACUCAAACUCUACUUCAAAACUGUAAAUAUAAUUCUUGCACUUGAAGUUGUGCCUGGUUGGUUAAUUUACUGUUUACCUUUACUGCAAGCAUUUCUGUUUUCCAGAAUUAUCUCUAUUUAUAAUUAUUUUACCAUUUUCAUAGGGAAAUACAUCUGGUUUAAAGCGCAAUUUGAGUGUGCCUUUCUCAUUCUAAAACUAGUGUGACAGAUAAUUAGUAGGCUCAGUAAAAAAUGGUAUAUCAUUUUGUUUGUGAGGCUGCAGUGAAAAUGUUUGCUUAUGAAAGUGCUGUUGAGAAUGUCUAUUUGGUCACUCAGUCGUCCACAGCAUGGACUCAUUCUUGAAACCAGUCUUCCUCCCGUUUCGUGUAUUCCCAGGCUGCCUUCCUGCCACUGCUCAGUCAUCAUGCCUUAAGUAAUGAAGACUUAUUAUUCAACUAAGCGAAACAGUUAAGUAGUGUGUGAUAUCUUCCAGUUCUUUGUAUAAAUAAUAUUGAUAGCCCCUCCUCCUCUCCAUUAGUGUCUAAAACUUAGAAUUUAUAAUAUAGUAUUUCAUUUACAUAAAUGAUAAUCUACAUGGCAAAGCCUGCUUAUGUUAGGAUCAGUCUAUUUUCUGAUGUAAAGUAGGUUUAUUUUUCAUCUUACAAUAUUUAUCCUAGUGGAACUUUACAAAAAAUAUAUAUAUGAUUUACUAUAGAGACACAUGGGCAGAUUGAUUUUUUAUUUACUACUCCAUGUUUAGAGAGGAGGUUCCACACCAAAUUGCAGUGUUCAGAUUCACUGGAGAAAUCAAUGAAGAUUUUGGUUCAUUUUUAAAGAGUACAAUUUUGAAAGCCAGUAUAAUUUCAAAUUUAAUUAAGAAUACUAAAUUGUCGUUCCUUGUUUAAAUUUUUGGUGGUUUAUAUGCAUUGUGGAUCCCCACCCCCACCCCUGUUCUUCACAUUCCAAUUGUAUUUUAGUUUUAGAACCAUUACAAUUUUAAAACUAUAAAUAGAUGAUUUUAUGUUCACCUGUAUCCAGAAUCUCAAAAGAUCAGCUAUUGCAUUUAAAAACCUAUAGCAAAUGCCAAAAUUAAUGCUAAGAAUCAUCUUUAUAGCAAUGUAAAAACACUUUCUGUGUACUAUUCAUAUUCUAAAUUCCACAAUAUUUGUUGCUUAUAUGUUUUUAUUUAUAUUCUUUAUGUAUUACUAUGAUUAUUAUACAUUAUUAUAUAUUAUUUGUAUUUGUGGCUUACUGUAGCAAAUAGGUAAAAAAUAUAGGUUUGUCACUGAUUAGCUUUUAUUUGAGUAACCAGUUCACUAGCCAGUUUUUGCUCUCUUUCUCAAAUUGCACAUCAUCUGGUGUUAUGCUAGAACUCACAAUAUAUUGGUUAUUUAUUGAUACUUAAGAAUGGUCAGUAUUUAUAAAUGUUUAAAGAUGUCAUGGUCAUUAUUUGUUGAUGCCUAAAAUGUCCAUGUUGUUGUAUCCUACAUAGUGUCUUAUUUUGAAUUAAAAAAUGUAUUUCAAAUAGA
This is a messenger RNA of Equus caballus (horse), 4972 nucleotides long. RefSeq names its product chromosome 8 C18orf63 homolog (gene C8H18orf63). The record is from RefSeq and is a predicted model, not a curated record. NCBI's taxonomy places the organism in Eukaryota, Metazoa, Chordata, Mammalia, Perissodactyla, Equidae.